AUGGAAUCCACUGCAAGUACCGCGCCACCGCCAUACAGAACGAAGAAAAUGCCUUGGGUCACACCCACCAUGUUCCUAGUUGGCCUCAUUCCCAUAUUCACUUUUGCUCUCGGGACUUGGCAAGUACAGCGGCUGAAAUGGAAGGUAGCGCUCAUCGAUGAAUUGGAGGAGAAGCUGCAAAGAGAACCCAUGCCUCUCCCGAAGCGAGUCAAUAUGGCGGCGGUCCCAGAGUUCUCUUUCCGUAAAGUCAAGCUUAAAGGCCAUUGGGAUGCUGAACAUGCCAUGCUGUUGGGACCCCGCGUCUGGGACGGCACCAUAGGGUACCACUUAGUUGUGCCCUUGAUACGAUCGGACGGAUCGACUGUACUAGUCGACAGAGGUUUCGUUUCCAAAGAACUCGCAGAUCGAGCUAAAAGCCACAUCGAAACGAAUGAGGUACAGAUCCUGGGUAUGCUACGGACGUCACACGUCCGCAAUAAUUUCACACCCGACAAUCACCCCGAGAAAGGGGAAUGGUAUUGGGCGGAUGUUCCGGCGAUGGCAGAAUAUGCAGGCGGAGAGCAGGCCGGCGUCCAGCCUGUAUAUGUUGAAGAGAUAUUUGGAGGGCAUGGUGGAGAAAUCACCUCGCGGUUGUCGCAUGGUAUCCCUUUCGGUCGAACACCGACCGUCGAUGUCAGGAAUUCCCAUGCCUCCUACAUCGUUACAUGGUAUUCGCUAUCGGCAUUCACAACCGUGAUGUUCAUUCGUUUGCUGCUGAAGCAGCGGCAAGCGCGCGUGCGACUACCUCGUUGA
Messenger RNA from Postia placenta MAD-698-R-SB12, 792 nucleotides. RefSeq lists its product as hypothetical. The record is from RefSeq and is a predicted model, not a curated record. The transcript has 4 exons. Gene Ontology annotation, biological process: mitochondrial respiratory chain complex IV assembly. Gene Ontology annotation, cellular component: mitochondrion; membrane. The coding region runs from base 1 to 792 and encodes 263 amino acids. NCBI's taxonomy places the organism in Eukaryota, Fungi, Basidiomycota, Agaricomycetes, Polyporales, Adustoporiaceae.